AUGGCCGCUCAGCCUCCUACGCUGCCUUACAUCAGGGAUGAGGCCUCCACCUCCCAACAGGUCUCCUACCCAGCCUAUCCCCACGAUGAGUACGAUCACGACAUGGAAAUGGACGGCGAACUCGACGAGGACGAUACAGAGAACGCGGCUAUGUUCCAGUUCUGGACGGCUAAGCGGCACAUGAUCCGCAAGGGCAAGAACAAGGCCGACGACGAAGUCGCCCUCCCCUGGAGGUUGCGUUCUAGGCUCAAGACGGUCAACGCCGGACUCUUCCUCUGCCUCAACAUUGGCGUCGAUCCACCCGACAUUGUCAAGACUAACCCAUGCGCCAAGACCGAGUGCUGGGUUGACCCGUCGACUCUACCGUCAACCAAGGCCAUUGAGGCAAUUGGGAGAAACCUUCAGCAGCAGUUCGAGACGCUCAACCCCAAGGUCCGCUACAAAGUUUGUCUAGACCCGUCAAUAGAGGAGACCAAGAAGGUCUGUUCCAACUUGAGGAAGAACUCGCGUGAUGAGCGUUCUUUAUUCUACUACAAUGGCCAUGGUGUGCCGAAGCCAACAAACGGCGGCGAGAUCUGGGUGUUCAAUAAGAGUUAUACCCAGUACAUCCCGGUCAGCCUGGUGGACCUGCAGGAGUGGCUUGGAAGCCCCUGCAUCUACGUCUGGGAGUGCUCAGGCGCCGGCAGCAUCAUCACCAACUUUAAGACGACAGCGCGGCGACGAGACGAGGAGAUGCGGCAAGCCAACGCCGCGUCCGGUGCCAAUGAUCCCCCAGGGGCGUCCUUCAUGGACUCAAUUCAUCUAGCGCCGUGCGCAGCAAACCAGGUGCUCCCCAUGUCACCCGACUUGCCUGCAGACCUCUUCACUUGCUGCUUGACGUCGCCCAUCGAGACGGCCCUGCGCUUCUUCGUCCAGCAAGAUCCAUUGAAGCGCAACAUUACCAGCACGCCGGACAACCCUCGCAGCCGCCUCACUGUUGACAUGGUCAUGAAGAUCCCUGGCGAUCUCAAGGACCGCCGCACGCCCCUCGGUGAACUUCAAUGGAUCUUUACGGCCGUGACCGACACCAUCGCAUGGCUCUCGUUCCCCCGCGACGUGUUCAUGCGGUUGUUCCGUCAGGACCUCCUCGUCGCCGCCCUCUUCCGCAACUUCCUGCUGGCACAGCGCAUCAUGACAACCUACCACUGCACGCCGGUCUCUCAUCCAGAAUUGCCAUCGACACACAAUCACCCGCUCUGGGACUCGUGGGACCUCGCUGUUGACGGUUGUCUCGCGCAACUUCCCGAACUGCUCGACCUUCAGGCUGCUGCGGAGGCAUCCGGAUCAACGACCUCACCGAUCAGCACUUACAAACCGUCGCUCUUCUUCGCCCAGCACCUGCAGGCAUUCGAAGUCUGGCUCCAGCACGGCGGGGGCCAGGCCAAGAACAAGUUCGCCGGACCGACGCCACGAAAGGAGCCCGAACAGCUCCCCAUUGUCCUACAAGUGCUGCUGUCACAAGCGCAUCGCUUGCGAGCGUUGAUCCUGCUAUCGCAGUUUGUCGACCUCGGGCCAUGGGCCGUCAAUAUGGCGCUGUCGAUCGGCAUUUUCCCCUAUGUGCAGAAGCUGUUACAGUCGCCUGCAGCCGAGCUCAAGCCCGUCCUCAUCUUCAUCUGGGCGCGCAUACUCGCAGUAGACAAGUCCUGCCAGAUGGAUCUCUUGAAGGAGAAUGGGUACAACUACUUCGCCCAGAUCCUCGCUCCCUACCCCGUCUCAGGUCAACCACUCGUCAUUCCUAACGCCAACGAGCACAGAGCAAUGUGUGCGUUCAUCCUCGCGAUGUUGUGCCGCAACUUCCGCGCGGGGCAGCAGGCUUGCUUGACCUACAAUGUAUUCGAUCAUUGCUUGACCCGCCUCCAAGAGAACGACUGGCUCUUGCGAACGUGGUGCCUCCUCUGCAUCGCACAGAUGUGGGCGGACAACGAUGAGGGCAAGGCCAUGUGUAUGGACCAAGGACGACAGGAGCUCCUCAUGGCCGCGCUGCGUAACACGUCGGUCGAAGUUCGCGCCGCUGCGCUCUACGCCUUCGGGACAUUCCUUGGCGCGUCGAGCGCGCCGAUCGACGCACCGGAACCCAAGGGCGGAGGCGGUAUGGGCGCUCAGCUGGGGAUCAAGGAGCACCAGCAACUCGAGGUAGAGGCGGGUCUGGCGUACGCGUGUAUGAUGACGGUAAAGGAAGACGCAAGUCCCAUGGUCCGCAAGGAGCUGGUGGUGGUCAUCUCCUGCGUUGUCCGCGAGUGGCGAGGAUGGUUCGUUGCGGCUGCCUGGUGCUACUAUGAGCAGGAGGCAGCUCUCGCUAGCUCCAACGCCGGGUCCGAGGACGACUCGGACAUUGUCUCCGAGGCGCUCGCUGCUUGGGUUGCGUCAGAUGAGAUUGCGCCCGAGCAGCACCAGGUCAACCUGACGUUGCUGAGCUCGUUCAAGACACUCUUCGAGACCCUACUCGACCUCUCUGUUGACCCUCACUCCGAGGUCGCGGGUAUGGCCUCCACGGUCGUCGACUACAUCGUUGCUUUGCUUCUCAGUUCCGCCUUCAACCGUGUCCCCGGCACGUCGCUCAAUGGCCUGAACCGUCCUAAGGUCGGGCGGUUCCCCCAACACCACGUCAUUCCAGAAGUACCGCAGACUCCGUCGCGGCAGAUCUCACGGUCCGAUGCAGUAUCCGUCGCCAACUCGCCGAGCUCGGGGACGCUGAAGCGGAACUCGUCUGUUGCGACUGCACUGCGCAGCUUGGCGUCGAUGACGGGUUUAAUCCAGCCUGAGACCGUGGAUCCGGCGCCGGCGCCCUCCGAGCCCGUCACUCGCACCGACGUCGACUCUCAACAGAACGGCGCGCAUUUCUACAAGUCGCCGUAUCCAGACGCCAGCCACCAGCGUGUCCUGCCGGAAGGGGUGGGUGGUGGACGAGGCAUGCUCGGGGCCAGCGUCCACCACUCGCUCGAUCCUACGCCGGUGCAGGCCGUGUCUGUUCUGGAGGCACUGGUGGAGGAGGACAUGGAGCGGUUGCGGCAACGCCGACUGCGGGGGACGCAGGCCGGCGGCGACGCUGACGGGCGUUUCUCAAACAACGGCCUAGCCCGCGCCAACGACCUCGGGAUUGGAAUGGUGGCGGCCGAGGUCAAGGACGACGUCGUGCCGCUGCGUAGCGGCUUCUUCGACUGGGCAGUCGAGUACUUCCGCGAGCCGCAGAUGAAGGCGCCAGACAACGAGGAGCCCGGUAGCGUGACGUAUAACCAGCAAGCAUGGAGGCACUUGAGGAACGAGUCGCAGAUUGAGCGCUCCCGCAUCAACGAGGACUACGCAGCACGGCACAGAUGGGAUUACGACGCCGGGACGCUGCAGAACGACGCGUGGCCACUGCAGCUCGCGUUCCACGCGCACGACCCCCACCUUGCUGUAACGGACGAUGAGGACAAGAUCUGCAUCUGGGACUGGACAACGCGCACUAAGUUGAACAGGUUCAGCAACCAAAAUAUCGCCGGAAGCAGCAUCUCAAGCCUGCACUUUAUCAACGAGACGGCGACGAGCUUAAUGCUCACGGCGUCGACUGAGGGUUCGAUCCGCAUCUGGCGAGACUACGAGGUACCAGGCGAGACGUCACUUGCAUCGGCCUUCCGUGCUGUCAGCGACAUCUUCCCUGUUGGGCACCACUCGGGCGUGUUAACAGCUUGGGAGCAGCAGAAGGGCCACCUGCUCGUGGGUGGCGACAUGCGCGUCGUGCGCUUAUGGGACGCGACUUACGAGCGCCAUCUGCGGGAUAUCAGCACUCAGGCGGGCGCGAAUCUGACAGCGAUUUCGGCCGACGAGCCCGACGGAAACGUGUUCGUUGCGGGUUUUGGCGACGGCGUCGUACGCUUAUUCGACAAGCGUCUCGAGGAUGCGAGCCAGGUCGUCCUCCGCACAUGGCGCAAGCACCACACCUGGAUCCAGAGCGUGCACCUCCAGCGCGGUGGCCAUCGGGAGCUCGUGACGGGCAGCAUGAAUGGAGACGUAAGGAUCUGGGACGUACGCGCCCCCGAUACGCCGCUGUACGAGAGCAGCGUCCAACCACAGGGCCUGCAGGCGCUGGCCGUGCAUUCCGGCGCACCUGUCAUGGCAACGACCAGCGCGCCGGCCGGUAACUCGCUACGCCAAAAGCUCAUCGUACAGGGCUUCCCGAACCCCGAGAAGCCCAAGACGCUCAGCCGGAUCGACAUUGCCCUCGCACCAAACUACGGCGGGCCGAGCCGCGCGGGCUUCAUGCCCUCGGCCGCAAGUCUCGUGUUCCACCCAACCGAGAUGUUGCUCGCUGCGGGCGGAUACGAUUCGAGCGGCACUGUCAAGCUGUAUAAGUGUCGCACGCCCAGUGGGCCGCUGUAUGACGAGGGCGCAAGCGCAGUGAGCCGCAACGGAUAUCACUAG
Molecule: messenger RNA, 4440 nt
Organism: Cutaneotrichosporon cavernicola
Lineage: Eukaryota; Fungi; Basidiomycota; Tremellomycetes; Trichosporonales; Trichosporonaceae
Gene: KOG1
Exons: 6
Coding region: 1-4440 (1479 amino acids)
Biological process (GO): positive regulation of cell growth; regulation of autophagy; positive regulation of protein serine/threonine kinase activity
Cellular component (GO): TORC1 complex; cytoplasm
Molecular function (GO): protein binding; protein-macromolecule adaptor activity
Source: RefSeq, a predicted model, not a curated record